UGUGUGGUCGCAGCACAUAAGCAAAUUCAUUCUUGUGCCGUUUCUCGGAAAAGCUUUUCAGUAAAUGCACUCAUGCUGCUCCAGGAGCUCUUCUCUGCAACAAGCAGCCCAUCUGCCAUCAACAAGUUAAGACCAAGAGAACUAACGGCUGCGGAAAGAAGGGACGGAAGCUUUGAUUAACCAGCUGAGCAGUUAGAAGGACGAAAUUAACAACUUGUGUUCAAAACUGAUUUAGGGGAUCAGAGUGGUCACAGAAAAUGAAACCAAUGCUUUCAAGAGGAAUAUCCUAAGGGGAAAAACAACUCACCCUAGCGGAUUUAUUUUACUCAGAAAGCCUGGGACACACAGAAAACAGGAAACUGGUCAAAGGCUCCUGCUCCUGCAUGUCAGAGCCUUUUACAGACUCACUGCGUUGAGUCUAACAACCGCGACUGAAUGCAGCCUCCAAUGUGCUCAGAAGAAUGGGCUUACAUUUCAAGUGGCCAUUAGGGGCCCCUAUGCUGGCAGCAAUAUAUGCAAUGAGUAUGGUUUUAAAAAUGCUGCCUGCCCUGGGUAUGGCGUGUCCACCCAAAUGCCGCUGUGAGAAGCUGCUCUUCUACUGCGACUCUCAGGGCUUCCACUCAGUGCCAAACACCACAGACAAGGGCUCUCUGGGCCUGUCUCUGAGGCACAAUCACAUCACAGAGCUCGAAAGGGAUCAAUUUGCCAGCUUCAGUCAACUUACCUGGCUCCACUUAGACCACAAUCAAAUUUCAACAGUAAAGGAAGAUGCUUUUCAAGGACUCUAUAAACUUAAGGAAUUAAUCUUAAGUUCCAACAAAAUAUUUUACUUGCCAAACACAACUUUUACUCAACUGAUUAACCUGCAAAAUUUGGACCUGUCUUUUAAUCAGCUGUCAUCUCUGCACCCAGAGCUCUUCUACGGCCUUCGGAAGCUGCAGACCUUGCAUUUACGGUCCAACUCCCUGCGGACUAUCCCAGUACGCCUGUUCUGGGACUGUCGUAGUCUGGAGUUUCUGGAUUUGAGCACAAACCGUUUGCGAAGUUUGGCUCGCAAUGGAUUUGCGGGAUUAAUCAAACUGAGAGAGCUUCACCUAGAGCACAACCAGCUGACGAAGAUUAAUUUUGCUCAUUUCCUACGGCUAAGCAGUCUGCACACACUCUUCUUACAAUGGAACAAAAUUAGCAACUUGACAUGUGGGAUGGAGUGGACCUGGGGCACUUUAGAAAAGCUAGACCUGACUGGAAAUGAAAUCAAAGCCAUUGACCUGACAGUGUUUGAAACGAUGCCUAAUCUUAAAAUACUCCUCAUGGAUAACAACAAGUUAAACAGCCUUGAUUCCAAGAUCUUAAAUUCCCUGAUAUCUCUCACAACCGUUGGUCUCUCUGGCAAUCUGUGGGAAUGCAGCCCUCGAAUAUGUGCUUUGGCCUCCUGGCUGGGCAGUUUCCAAGGUCGGUGGGAGCAUUCCAUCCUAUGCCACAGCCCUGACCACACCCAAGGAGAGGAUAUUCUAGAUGCAGUCCAUGGAUUUCAGCUCUGCUGGAAUUUAUCAACCACUGUCACUGCCAUGGCUACAACUUAUAGAGAUCCAACCACUGAAUAUACAAAAAGAAUAAGCUCAUCAAGUUACCAUGUGGGAGACAAAGAAAUCCCAACUACUGCAGGCAUAGCAGUUACUACUGAGGAACACUUCCCCGAGCCAGACAAUGCCAUCUUCACUCAGCGGGUAAUUACAGGAACAAUGGCUUUAUUGUUUUCUUUCUUUUUUAUUAUUUUUAUAGUGUUCAUCUCCAGGAAGUGCUGCCCUCCCACUUUAAGAAGAAUUAGGCAGUGCUCAAUGAUUCAGAACCACAGGCAGCUCCGAUCCCAAACACGACUCCAUAUGUCAAACAUGUCAGACCAAGGACCAUAUAAUGAAUAUGAACCCACCCAUGAAGGACCCUUCAUCAUCAUUAAUGGUUAUGGACAGUGCAAGUGUCAGCAGCUGCCAUACAAAGAAUGUGAAGUAUAAUACCAACCGUCAUCAAAAAUUAUAUCAGAUAAGUAACCUAUUUUACAUAGUAGGGAAUAAAUACAUAUCUAAUUUUUACCAAUGGUGACAUUAAGCCUAAUUUUCCAAACUAAGUGGAGACUUAAGUUUUUGAAGUGUUGAAGUAUUUUAAUUUUUUUAAUUAAACAAUAUUGUAAGUGCUAAAUGAAGCAAUGCUCACCUUAAUUUGCACUCUUGUUGGAAAGUCUAAAAAUGCUUACUUCAAAAUAAGACAUUUCAUGUAUGUAAUUAUAUACUGUCAUGUGUAAACAUUUACUAAGGUCUCCAUAAGCUAGUAUUUUCUACUGAAAACAGUUUGGAAAUAAGCUACUGAGCAAAAUAUGAUAUAGAUCAAUACUUGUCUAAUCACUGCUCUCCAUCCCAAGUACCACAACUGGCUUGCUGCUUAAAAAGAGACUUAGCAAAGUUCUUUUGUAUGAUAAUUUGGCAUUUACUCCAAUCUACAAUUUAUUGCCAGUGUGGAAAGUAUAAUUUCAUGUAUGCUGAAGACUGGUAAAUAUUAAACACUCUUCUUUCAGAGUUUUUGUCUGGUUUAGUAGGUAUAAAAGUCCACAUCAAAACAUCAGAACCCUUUAUGUAAUUCUAAUAAGCUGAGUGACUCUUUAAUAUAUUUAAAGAAUGAAUCCAAAUGAUUGUGAAAAGGUCUCAUUACAAAGAAAUCAAUACUAAAUCAUUACACUGACUUUGUUGUAUCACACACAUCUAGUUUGACUUACAAAGGGCAUGUUGAGUUUUGUGCCAUUUAGACAAUUUAAACUAGUUUUAAAUUACCAAUUUACUAAUUAGUGUACUAAAUCCUAUAUUUACAUUUAUAUGAGAAAAAAUUAGAAAUUAUUUUGGAGAGGAAAAAAGAUAAACUGAGUCAACUUCAUCCUAUGACUGGUUCCCUCUAGUUUGAAAGCACACACAUAAAUAUUCUCUCCCCCACCCCACCCCCACCAGCCCUCCUCCUUCCUUCCCUCCUGUCAGGAUCAAAAAUACCUUAACAAAAGGGUUCAAACCUCUUCUGCCUUUUCCUAAUCUUCAAAUCUUAGAGUCAAAUAAAAAAUAAUUGGCUAGCAACAGGCAUAACACUAAUUUUUGUUAGAAUAUAGUAUAAAGAAACCACAAAAAUUCACUUUCUAAAAAUUAUAUGCUAAAAUUUCACCUUUUAACAAUAAACAUAGAUAUUCACUGUAAGAGCAGUUCCUUUUUAAGUGAAGGGACAAUACAUUACCAAGGUAAAUCCUGUCGUGGCAGAACACUCUACAUGCAUAUGCAGCCACACAGUGGUGACUCAAAGGUGGCACUGAGGCAAGAGGAUGAAAAGGAGAGGGGAAUUUUGGUGAAAGGUUUUUGAAAUCUGACUCUUACAGAAACAGGUUAGCUGAAGUUAAAAGGCAGCCAGCUGUGAGAACCUGGUAACUGCACAUAAUCUGCAUCAAACAGGCAAGGCCCCUGACCUGCAACUGAAACAGGGAAAGGCUAAGAGAUUCUCCAGGAGUCAAUACAAACAUUUCAUAAUGAGCAAAUAAACAUGAUGGCACAUUUUUCAUGCAGAAAAGAGCCACAAGUAAUUCAUUUCUUCAAUUACGAUUUGUAUAGAAGAAACUAUGAUAUAUUUGGAAUUUAGAUGCAAGCUACUGAUUCACACAGAAAUUUUCUAUAGACAAGUUCCAUGCAUGUAGUAGCAAAAAUUGUGAAAUUAGACUACUGACUUGAUUUUAGAAUAAUGAGCACUUUUACCACUGACAUUUACUCCGUGAAAAAAGGCAUAAGUCCUCAGAGAAAUAUUAUCUCCUAAAAUGUUAUCUUUUCAUUAACAUAAUACCCUUCAUUCAAAGAGAAUUUUCUUCCCUGACUAAAUUAAAAACAUGUUUACAGUUUAUCUCAUGAAAUUUAAUCCUAAUUUUUUCUUCUUUAGUACUAAGAGAGAGCUGUCUACCUACAUAUCAAAGAAAACACGUCUCAGUAAAAAGCAGGCAAGAUGACAAGUUAUGGUAGGAAAGUACCCUCAACAUUUUUAA
Talpa occidentalis (Iberian mole) is the source of this 4057-nucleotide messenger RNA. It is a transcript of the gene LRRTM2, whose product is annotated as leucine rich repeat transmembrane neuronal 2. The record is from RefSeq and is a predicted model, not a curated record. Bases 462 to 2012 code for a protein of 516 amino acids. NCBI's taxonomy places the organism in Eukaryota, Metazoa, Chordata, Mammalia, Eulipotyphla, Talpidae. The transcript has 2 exons. Gene Ontology annotation, molecular function: protein binding.